AUGUUCACACUUCCCACUCCAAUCUGGCAUUCCGUUCCGAUUCCCAGAAAAUUGUCCUUUCCCACCGGGAAAAUAUUUUCUCUACAACCGUUAUCCUCCAUAGUGAGCCCUUUUUUGUUUGGUCAAAGGGCAAUUUCGGUUCAAAUGUACAUCCUGGAGCAAGGAUAGUUUCAGGGAUUGUAGGCAAUAAAACUAGUGCCUUCCCCUGCACUCUAAAACCCCACCUUUUUAUAUGACAUUGCACUCUAUUGCAGAGAGAGGGGUUUAGGCUCUAGGUUUAAUGUGAUAGCUAUCGGUCCAAACUCGCUCCUCUCUUCUCUGGGUUUUUAAGGGCUUUCUCUGUGUAACAGACAUGUUGAAGAUGGGGUCCCUCUUUCAUAUUAUUAUUUUCUUUCUCACUUUCUUGGUUCUCACUGGUUCCAGUUCAGAAUCUGUCGAACUCUUAACCCUCUAUGACUCUUCUCCAGUGGUUCUUCAAGCAAUGUCUCACACUGGUGUUCCUAUAGCAGUUUCUGUCAGUGAGGAUGACCUCAAUGAGGUCUCCGGGAGUGUUUUAAUGGCUGAAAGUUGGAUCAGAACCCAUGUUUUGGCCCACUACCCUUCUACUAAUAUCACCACCAUUGUUGUGGGGAACACCGUUCUCUGUAACAAAGACAAAGAAGACAAGUUGAGGUUGGUUUUGCCAUCUCUGAGGAACGUCUAUUACUCCCUAACAAGGUGGGGUUUGGAGAAAGAUAUCAAAGUCUCAGCCGCUUUUUCUUCCAACUGUUUAAACCCUGACUCUGUUCUUGAUAGAGAUGACUUGGCUGACAAAGUUAUCAAACCUCUGCUCUCCUUUCUUGAGCUUACAAACUCAACUUACUCUGUCCACCCUCCUACAAAUUUCUCUCCUUUGUCAGAUGAGAGUGCAGGUUUGGUGUCUUCACACUCAGAGUCAAUGAAAAAGCUUGGAACUUCAAAGCUUAGGGUUAAUGUGAUAGUUCAAAGCGCAAAGGAAGGCAAACCCCAGAGCAGGAAGCUCUCAUUCAUGCAUUCCAAGUUUGUAGAACCAUACCCAGCGAGACCAACCCCAUUACCAGAGCUGUCACCAUCCCCAAUCUACUCCUCCAUUGGUUUCUCUGCUCCUGCAAAUGUAGCUAAAAACCCUCUUCCCCCACUUCCCCCACUCGAAGGAACAGCUUCUCCACCGCCAAUGACAUUCCCUUUUGCCCCUGAAAUGCCGCCUAUUGUAAUUCCAGCAAGCCCACCUUAUAGUUUCUCAUUGCCUCCUUGCAGUCCAUUUGAGGCUGGUGCACCAGCACCGGAGACAGGCGUGAAGCAGGGACUAUGGUGUGUGGCUAAGCCUAGUGUUCCUGCAGAUACAUUGCAGGAGGCAAUGGACUAUGCUUGUGGGGGUGGGGGUGCUGAUUGUGAAGAGAUUGAGCCUCAUGGGAACUGCUAUUAUCCUGAUACUGUUCUUGCCCAUGCUUCCUAUGCUUUCAAUAGUUACUGGCAAAAACACAAGAAAAAUGGAGGCACCUGUAGUUUUGGAGGGACUGCUAUGCUCAUCAACGCUGACCCAAGUUUUCUACAUUGUCGGUUCCUUCAUUCUUAGCUAAAGACAAUUGAGGAAGCCAUUAUGGAGACAAUGGGGUUGUUUUGCCACAAGUUAGUAUUGAUAUUCUGAUUUCAAAGUAACAUGCUCUAUUUUAUCGGAUUAUCUUUAUUGAUUAGAAUAGUAUUUACAUGUAGUAAGUAGGAGGUAGGAACCUGGAAAAUUUUGUUUCUUUCUUACUAAUCUCCAUGGUCUUCUAUGCACAAAAGAAAGACUCUUUUUGACUUCCAUCUUAUAUAUGGUAUGCCCUUUUGCUUUUGCUAGAAAA
Messenger RNA from Vitis vinifera (wine grape), 1862 nucleotides. RefSeq names its product glucan endo-1,3-beta-glucosidase 1. Gene Ontology annotation, molecular function: hydrolase activity, hydrolyzing O-glycosyl compounds. NCBI's taxonomy places the organism in Eukaryota, Viridiplantae, Streptophyta, Magnoliopsida, Vitales, Vitaceae. The transcript has 3 exons. The record is from RefSeq and is a predicted model, not a curated record. Gene Ontology annotation, biological process: carbohydrate metabolic process. Bases 353 to 1594 code for a protein of 413 amino acids.